This is a messenger RNA of Phalacrocorax carbo (great cormorant), 1055 nucleotides long. The record is from RefSeq and is a predicted model, not a curated record. NCBI's taxonomy places the organism in Eukaryota, Metazoa, Chordata, Aves, Suliformes, Phalacrocoracidae.
GCGCGUGCCUGUGCCCACCGGGGCGGGGCGCCCCGCGCGCGGGCCGCGACGUGACGUGGCGGCGGCGGCGGGAUGCUGCGGGCGCUGUUGCUGUCGCUGCUGGUGGCGGCGCUGGCGGCGGGGGGCAGCCCGGGACCCCCCCGGCUCCGCGGGGCCGAGCUGCGGGACCUGGCCCGGGGCAAGGUGGAGACCUGUGGCGGGUGACGGCUGAACCGCCUGAGGGAGGUGAAGGCCUUCGUCACGCAGGACAUCCCCCUCUAUCAUAACCUGGAGAUGAAGCACCUGCCCGGUGCUGACCCCGAGCUUGUGCUGCUCAGCCACCGAUACGAGGAGCUGGAGAGAAUCCCCCUGAGUGACAUGACCCGGGAGGAGAUUAACCAGCUGGUGCAGGAACUGGGCUUCUACCGCAAGGAGACACCUGAUGCUCCCGUGCCUGAAGAGUUCCAGUUUGCCCCUGCCAGGCCUCUGCCCACCCUGCCACCACGCCAAGCUCCCACGACUGAUGGCAAAACCCCACUUGAACGUGAGGGAGAACACCCAGACCUGUAGCGAGGGCUGCUGUGCUCGGGAGAGGGUCCUGCAGCCAGUUCCCAGCAUGCAGGGACGAGGGUGUUACAGCAGCUGGGGAUGGUGCCACAGGGUGGUGAAUGUCCCCCUACUGUUGCUUGGUGCUGUGUAGCUUCUGCCCCGGGGAUGCUCUGAGCAGCUCCAGCCUUGAGAAGGGCGCACUCUGGGCAUUGCAGGCAUCCCAGGGAUCCUGUGUGCCUGUUGCUGCCCUCCCUCCCCUGCAGCCCGGCAUCCCCGGCCCAUUGGGAAGGAGCAGUAUUCUUUGUGCUCAGGGCACCAUACCCUGAGAUUUGACUGACUUGUGGCUCUGGGCAGCAGUAUCCUACCUCCAUGGGACAGGAUGAAACCCUCAGCAGAAAGCCCCAGGUGCUGAGGGUAGAUGUGCUGAGUCCCAGAGGUGGGAGAGCUGCCCUUGGGGGAGGUAUGGCUUUACACCCCAGCAGGGUUGUCUCGUAUCGAGUCCCCAGUAAAGCCCUUGUGUACAAUCA